AUGUCUGGCCUCUUGAAGAAGAUUCAGACCCACCUGGUGAAGUCAAAUCCGGAAGGGUAUGAGAAGGUUCUUCAGGCGCUUCUCCCGAACUACGGAUCGCUUUUGUCUAUUGUGACCAAGCGCUUUGGACUGAAUCCCCUCACUUAUCUCCCCUAUGUCACUUUCGCCGUGAUUCUCUCCUGCGUUGCCCAGCGCAUUUCCCGAUAUAUCUGUAAAGCGCUCCUCCACCUCUUCACCACCACGGUGGAAAUCAGGCCCUCCGACUGGGGGUACAACUACUACCUGUUCUGGAUGGCACGCCACAAGUCGCUCAACAAGGCCAGCGCAUUCGUCAUCCAGACCGCCGGGCGCUACGACGACAUCACCUGCAUCCCCGACGAGGACUCGGAAGACCAGGAUAUCUGCGAGCACGACGACUGGCGCAAGACGAUCGCCCUGAUCCGCACGCGCCGCAUGCGCUACAACCCGUGCGCCGGGUCGUAUCGGGCCAUCCCCUACCGCUGGGGCUAUCUGCUGCAUGGGCCCCCCGGCACGGGCAAGUCGAGUCUAUGCUUCGCCAUCGCCGGCCACCUGGGCCUGGACCUGUAUCUGCUGCACCUGUCGCAGAAGGAGCUCACGGACAACCAGCUGGCCCGGCUCUUCCGCAGCCUGCCGUUCCGGUGCAUAGUCCUCGUCGAGGACGUGGACUGCGUGGCGGUCGCGCAGGAACGGGCAGACGACGGCAGCGGCGGUGCCGGUGGCAGGGACGCAUCGACGACGAACGGGGUCACUCUCUCGGGCCUGCUCAACGCCAUCGACGGCGUCAGUGCCGGCGAGGGCCGCAUCCUGAUCGUGACCACCAACCAUGUCGAGAAGCUGGAUGCCGCGCUCCGCCGCCACGGCCGCGUGGACAUGACCAUCGCCUACGGGUAUGCCCAGACCCCCGAGGUCGCGAGCCUCUUCAAGUCGACUUACGCCUCCACGGACACGGACACCCUGAGCUUCGCGCCGCCAGUCACGCCAGAUUCGCCGUCGCUUGACGCCCUGGCGAGCGAGUUCGCGACGCUCGUGCCCUCCGGCGAGUUCAGUGGGGCCGAAAUUCAGGGGUAUCUGCUGGACCACAAGAAGAGCCCGCAGUUCGCCAUCCAGGGGGUCCCAGAGUGGCUGGAGAAAACAGAGGAGAUGCGCAAGGGACGCAGGCCAGUGAAGGAUGAGACGACGACGGGGAAGAAGGAUGCGUAG
This is a messenger RNA of Aspergillus fijiensis CBS 313.89, 1221 nucleotides long. RefSeq names its product P-loop containing nucleoside triphosphate hydrolase protein. Bases 1 to 1221 code for a protein of 406 amino acids. Gene Ontology annotation, cellular component: mitochondrial inner membrane. Lineage: Eukaryota; Fungi; Ascomycota; Eurotiomycetes; Eurotiales; Aspergillaceae. Gene Ontology annotation, biological process: mitochondrial respiratory chain complex III assembly; protein insertion into mitochondrial inner membrane from matrix. Gene Ontology annotation, molecular function: ATP binding; ATP hydrolysis activity. The transcript has a single exon. The record is from RefSeq and is a predicted model, not a curated record.